ACGUUUAUUUAUGUUGUUGUUUUGCAAGCCUUUCUUUUGCAUCGCCUACUGUUCCAAUCCGGCACACAUUACACGAUGUUUGCAAGGUGUACAUCGGCAUUAUUGCGGAGAUAUUGCUCCGCAAGCAAUUCUUCAAAGCUGGCCGAAGCGAUUGCAUCCUCCGUGGAGGGUGCGGACAAGGAAAGCAUCAAUGCGCUGCUGGUCGCCGUGCCGGAACUCUCCAAAUACGCCCCCGAACAGUGGCACCGCACAGCGAAACUGCUCAGCACGGAAGGGCUCGAGCUGGAAAAGACACUCUCCAUCAUCGGCGGCCACCCGGCCAUACUGGUGCGGCCGGUGGAAAAGAUCGCGGAAAGCUUGCACUGCUGGCGGUCGUGCCAGUUCGGGGACGCCAACAUGAAGGUGCUGGUGUCGGCCCAUCCCUAUCUACUCGAUUACACCAACCACGGGCAGCUGGCGCAACGGGUCGCCUUUCUGCACUCCCACUUUGAGACGCGCAAAAACGUGUACCGGCUGUUUCUGGCCGCCCCGAACCUGCUGGUGGACGAGCAGCACGUGACGGAGGCAAAGAUUGCCUACCUGCUGCAGGCGAUGCGCCACGAGGUACUGGAGGUGGUGAAAUCCAGCGCCUUUGCGCACGAUCUGGACCAUUUGCGCUGCCGGCACACGUUCCUGGAGCGGUUGGGACUGUUUAAGCCGCGGUCGCUCAAGGCGGAGAAAGGCACACCGACGGGCAAUCCUCCGCUGCACCAGAUUACGGACACGAGCGACAAGCGGUUCGCGGUGAAGGUGGCGUACGUUACGCUGGAAGAGUACGAAGUGUUUCAGGAGCUUUACCGGCGCGAGAUGGAGCAGGACGAGCAGGACGAAACAGACGACGAGUUGGAGCGGGAGGAGGUGGAAAGUGAACCAAAGCGAAGUGCUUACCACAAGAAGGGCAGGUAGGACGGGAAGAUGACUUUCGUUUUUUUUUUUGUUGUAAAUGUUGUUCAAUAGCGUUGCACCAGUUACGCAGCAAUAAAUGCACGUGGACGUUGCGUCAGUAGU
This is a messenger RNA of Anopheles merus, 1047 nucleotides long. RefSeq lists its product as uncharacterized. The transcript is spliced from 2 exons. NCBI's taxonomy places the organism in Eukaryota, Metazoa, Arthropoda, Insecta, Diptera, Culicidae. The record is from RefSeq and is a predicted model, not a curated record. Gene Ontology annotation, molecular function: double-stranded DNA binding. Gene Ontology annotation, biological process: regulation of DNA-templated transcription. The coding region runs from base 76 to 945 and encodes 289 amino acids.